Messenger RNA from Vitis riparia (riverbank grape), 1363 nucleotides. RefSeq names its product expansin-B3-like. Gene Ontology annotation, cellular component: plasmodesma; extracellular region. Gene Ontology annotation, biological process: sexual reproduction. Bases 171 to 950 code for a protein of 259 amino acids. NCBI's taxonomy places the organism in Eukaryota, Viridiplantae, Streptophyta, Magnoliopsida, Vitales, Vitaceae. The transcript is spliced from 4 exons. The record is from RefSeq and is a predicted model, not a curated record.
AAGCCUAAGUCCUAACACUCUGGAGCGUGGAGUCCAUUGACAAAAGCGACUACUUUCUCUGAGAAGAAGGGUGCCGGCAAAGCGUCUGUUUCCCCCCAUUUUCCCGCAUUUUCUUGGGUUUGCCGUCACCGGAACCUGACAGAGUGCGCUGCGGUGCUGACCCACGAACAAUGAGGGUGCUGGGUAUUGGGUUUUUUUGGGUUGUCGUCGAGGGGCUGUUGCUUGUCUCCGGCCAGCUCCAACACAGCCUGUCCAACGCACAUUGGCACUCAGCCACCGCCACCUGGUACGGCAGCCCCGACGGAGACGGCAGCGACGGUGGAGCAUGUGGGUAUGGGUCGCUAGUAGAUGUGAAGCCGUUUAGGGCAAGAGUAGGGGCAGUGAGUCCGGUGCUGUUCAAGGGAGGGGUGGGUUGUGGGGCAUGCUACAAGGUGAAGUGCCUUGACCACAACAUAUGUUCAAGGAGAGCCGUUACAAUCAUAGUAACGGACGAAUGUCCAGGUGGGUACUGCUCAGGAGGGCGCACCCACUUCGACCUCAGUGGUGCAGCCUUCGGUCGCAUGGCUGUGGCCGGAAACAAUAACCAGCUCAGGGACCGAGGCGAGAUCUCCGUCAUUUUCCGCCGGACUCCAUGCAAAUACCCAGGGAAGAACAUAGCCUUUCAUGUGAACGAGGGAUCAACUGAUUAUUGGCUGUCACUUCUAGUGGAGUUUGAAGAUGGAGAUGGUGAUGUUGGGUCCAUGCAUAUAAGAGAAGCAAGUUCAACAGAGUGGCUAGAGAUGAGGCAUGUGUGGGGAGCAAGUUGGUGUAUAACUGGGGGGCCCUUGAAGGGACCAUUUUCAGUGAAGUUAACUACACUAUCAACAGGAAGAACUCUGUCUGCAAGGGAAGUCAUUCCAAGGAAUUGGGCUCCUAAGGCCACUUACACCUCUCGGCUCAACUUCUUCUAGUCCCUGCAGUUGGGGGUCUUCACCCAAAAUAUGAGUUUUCUUAAUGCUAAAGCCUCUCUACUCUCACCCCCCAUGACACCCAAGAAAAGUAGCCCUUGUGGGGUUGUGUUCCUCAGGCAAGAAAAGUAGCCGUUGGAGCGCACAAAAGGCAUCCCAAUGCUCUGUUUGCCUCUUUGUUUUUUCUUUUUUUCUUUUUCCCUACUUUGUUAGUGUGUAAUUGGUAUAGUUUUUUUGGAGCCCUCUCCUAAGGAGAGAGAGCUGUAUUUUCAGUCUUGUGGGGUCUGGUAGUUUUUAGUGUAUCAGGGCCAUUGAAUGGCCUUGUUGCUAUUGUAGCUUGCAAUGGGUUCAUAUGGGACCUCUAUGUACUAUUUCCUAUAGUUAAUAUCAUCAUAUUAUUGAAGCUUAUUAAUGGA